AGCGAUUGGCUGCGAGUGGCGAGAGCCGCAGCCAGUCUGUCUUUUUCUCGCGUACUCGCCACUCGUUCCCGCUCCUGAUCUCCUCACUUUCAGGACUACAGACCGACCCUGCGGCUGCCCUUGGACCUAAACAGCUGAGCGAUGACCUCGCUGGUGGCCAUUCGCACAGAAGCCCCCCAGAGCCCCCCGCAGUCGGCCAAGCUGAGGUCCAGUCUGAGGCUGCCCCUGGCCCGCAGCGUGUCAGAGCCCGCGCCCCUCGACAAGCCGCAGCCCCUCAGCCCCAGCAUCUUCAAAAGCCCUCUGCUGGCGCCGUCGACGUCGUCGCCGGAGGUGAAGCGCUGCAGGCUGGAGCCGCAGUCGCUGCCCACCUCGCCGUGCUGCGACUCAUCCACGCUGCACCGUUCCAUGGUGCUGCGGAAGGUUCGCGCCCUCGACUGCGCUUCCCUGGCGCGCAGUCUCACCUCCAGUGGCCCCAACGGCCUCCUCCUCAUAGACAUCAGGCCCUUCCUGGCCUUCAACCUCAGUCACAUUGCCGGCUCCUACAACAUCAACUGUCAGGACCGUUUCAACCGUAAAAAGCUACUGACCAAGAGAGUCCACCUGAGCGACCUUGCUUCCUCAAAAGAGGCAAGAGAGGCCCUUCGCAAACGUCAGUACAGGGAGAUUGUUGUCUACGACCAGGGCACUGUCGAGUUAGACAAGCUGGCGCCUGGACACCCUCUCUUUUUGGCCUUGGCCUCGCUGGUGGAGGAGAACCGAGAGCCCGCUGUUCUAAUUGGCGGCCACUCGGAGUUCCAGCGCCAAUUUCGCGAGCACUGCGAAACCACUCUUUUGCACUCGGCACCGGAAGAACCACCUUGUUUGGAUCUCCACGCGCACCCUGCGUCCAGAAUCCUACCCCACCUGUACCUGGGCAACGCUAGCGAUGCCCGCAACCGAGAGCUGCUGACCAAUUUGGGCAUCUCACGCAUCUUGGCCGUGACGGCUGAUGAGGAGUCACUGGUGCAGCCUGGUCUCGAAACCAAAACCAUCGCGGCCAUCGACAACUGCAACCAGAACAUGAAGCAGUAUUUCGAAGAAGCCUUCAGCUUUAUCGAGUCUGCUCGUGUUGAUGGGGGCCGUGUUCUCCUGCACUGUCAGGCAGGCGUUUCGCGUUCGCCGACCAUCGCCAUCGCCUACCUGAUGCGUCUGGAGCGCGUGACCAUGUGCGAGGCGUACCGCCGCGUCAAGGCCAUCCGGCCGAUAAUCUCGCCCAACCUCAACUUUGUCGGUCAACUCAUGGAGCUGGAGGCCAGUUUGCAAGACCCCAGCUGGAGCGAAAAGCAGUCAGAGGUGGCCCCCGCCCCCGGGGGUGGCAUCAGCUAGCGCUAAGACUGUCAGCAAAGCGCCUAGUCUGUGCAUCUAGUCCCACUCAAUGGACUGAACGGCGCUCGACGCCAACCCUUGCGGACUGCACGUUUGUGCGUCGACGUCACGGCGCACACGCAGUGAUUCUGCCGCUAACAAAAGUGGACACGGACUUAAGAAUUUGCAGUCCGCAGGCCUGGUGUCCGCGUCAAUUUAAUUAAGCGCAAGAAAGUGAAUGAUGAUUGAGCUGUUUGAGCGCUCUCAGCGCCAUCUUAAUUCGUUUAUGCGGGUGAUUUGCAUAUCAGGUUGGGCGGAACUGCACUUGCCAAGCAUCCCACCAAUCUGUCUGGCGGUGCCAAAAAUGUUUCGCCCCAGGAGCUUUAUCAUAUUAUAAUGUGGCGUUGGCCGGAAUAUUUAAAUUAUAUAGAUGAUGUGUAUUAACAGUUUUAAUAAUAAUUAAAUAAUUAUAUAUAUUUUUGAAGCAGACCUGCCUCCAGAUGGUGCUGGGCGCGUAUAAGUGGUUUAUUAAUCAAUGUGAGAAUUGAGGAUUGUAAACAAUGAUGAUUUAAUUAUUAUAAUUACUAUUACUGCUGCUGAGUAUAAAUGUGAAAUGUGAGCUAUUUGACGAGAACACUAUUAUAUAAAAAUAAUAAUAAUACACUCGUAUAAUGAUGAAAACACU
This is a messenger RNA of Neocloeon triangulifer, 2029 nucleotides long. RefSeq names its product dual specificity protein phosphatase 10 (gene puc). NCBI's taxonomy places the organism in Eukaryota, Metazoa, Arthropoda, Insecta, Ephemeroptera, Baetidae. The transcript has 6 exons. Gene Ontology annotation, cellular component: cytosol; cytoplasm. The coding region runs from base 142 to 1365 and encodes 407 amino acids. Gene Ontology annotation, biological process: protein dephosphorylation; negative regulation of MAPK cascade. The record is from RefSeq and is a predicted model, not a curated record. Gene Ontology annotation, molecular function: MAP kinase tyrosine/serine/threonine phosphatase activity; protein tyrosine/threonine phosphatase activity.